UGGUGCUCGUGCUGCUCUGACUUGACAUACCCCGCUGGCUCCACAAAGUUAUACAAAAACACAGCUCAACAAACAGCCACAACCACAUUUGUAACGGACUUAACGCGCUUUUCCUCCCGACGCCAAAAAGGAACACAUUGGAUGUUUUUAUCCGCACCAGCGGAACAUUUCCUGGUAGUGGUCUAAUACAGGGAUACAGUAUGAGGUGCAGUUAUGGCAAGAAGGGGUAAGUCUGUUGUGAGAACCCUGGAGGACUUGACGCUGGACUCGGGUUAUGGUGGAACCGCAGACUCCUUCAGGUCUUCCAGCUUGUCGCUGUGCUGCUCUGACGCGCACGUCUCGUUCGUUCAUGGAGGUAACUGUUGGCAUCUAACAGACUCUAUGCACAGUAGACAUAACAGCCUGGACACUGUCAACACCGUUCUGGUCGAAGACGCCGAGAACCUGGAUAGCGCCGGACACUGUGCGAAACUUCCCGAGCUUGAGGAUGUUCCCUGGAGUCUCGGGGAGGUGGAAAGCGCUCUCAGGAAGGAAGAGGAGCUCCGGGUCGGGGCUUUUCCCGGGGACCUGUUGGCGAGGCUCUCCGCGCUGGUCAGUCGAGCGCUGGUUAGGAUAGCCAAGGAGGCGCAGAGGCUGAGUUUACGCUAUGCCAAAUGCACCAAAUAUGAGAUCCAAAGUGCCAUCAAGAUCGCGUUGUCAUGGACAAUAUCGGUCAACUGUAUCACCGCCUCGCUCAGCGCGCUCUCAAUGUACAACAUGAGCACGGAGGACAAAUUCAGUCGCGGCAAGUCGGAACGCUGCGGGCUGGUGUUCUCCGUGGGAAAGUUCUUCAGAUGGAUGGUGGACAGCAGGGUCGCACUGCGGGUCCACGAGCACGCAGCCAUCUACCUGUGCGCAUGCAUGGAGAGCCUCUUCCGCGAGGUGUUCACGCGCGCCCUGCGCACUGCCCUCGUGGAGAAGGACAACGGCAUCCCGAAGUUUUCCCUGGAGUCGCUGGAGCAGGCCAUCAACAACGACCCGGAGAUAUGGGGUCUUCUGCUGCCCUACCAGCACCUCAUCUGCGGGAAGAACGCCAGCGGAGUGCUCAGUCUGCCGGACAGCUUGAACCUGCACAGGGACCAGCAGCGGUCUGGGAAGGGCGGGAGUGGAGAGGGACACUCCUUCAGCCAAUCAGAGCUGCGCACCAUCGAGCAAUCACUCCUCGCCACCCGCGUUGGCAGCAUCGCAGAACUCAGUGAGCUGGUGUCCCGGGCCAUGCACCACCUGGCUCCGCUGCACGUGAAGAACCACAGCAACGGGACCCCGGGCCCCCAGCGAGGAGGAGCGGCCCCUGUGCACUGGGAGCCCGAGGCCCUCUACACCCUCUGCUACUUCAUGCACUGCCCCCAGAUGGAGUGGGAGAACCCCAACGUAGAGCCCUCCAAAGUCACCCUGCACACAGAGAGGCCGUUUGUGGUGCUGCCGCCGCUGAUGGAGUGGAUCCGGGUGUCUGUGGCCCAUGCUGAGCAUCGCCGCAGCUUCUCAGUGGACAGUGACGACGUCAGACAGGCCGCCAGACUCCUCCUACCCGGCACCGACUGCGAACCGCGACAGCUCAGGACGGAUGACUGUUUCUGUGCGUCGCGUAAGCUGGAUGCGGCGUCCACGGAGGCCAAGUUCCUGCAGGACCUGGGGUUCCGCAUGCUCAACUGCGGACGCACCGACCUGGUCAAGCAGGCAGUCAACCUGCUGGGACCCGAGGGCAUCAACACCAUGAGCGAACAGGGGAUGACGCCACUGAUGUAUGCAUGUGUGCGUGGGGAUGAGGCCAUGGUGCAGAUGCUUCUGGACGCCGGAGCGGACAUCAACAGUGAGGUGCCUAACUCGGUACACAAGCACCCCUCAGUCUUCCCCGAAACCCGCCAGGGGACCCCGCUCACUUUCGCCAUCCUACAAGGACAUGUCCCUGUCGUCCAGCUGCUGCUGGACGCGGGGGCCAAUGUAGAGGGCUCCCUCCAGGACGGCAUGGAGAACUACACAGAGACGCCACUGCAGCUAGCCUCCGCCGCUGGUAACUUUGAGCUGGUGAGUUUUCUUCUGGAGCGCGGUGCGGACCCCAUGAUCGGCACCAUGUACCGCAACGGCAUCUCCACGGCCCCGCUCGGAGACAUGAACUCCUUCAGCCUGGCAGCAGCACACGGACACAGGAACGUGUUCCGGCGGCUGCUGACCCACUCUGAGCCGGGCUCGGGUUCGGGCAGCAAGGGUGACGUGCUGUCCCUGGAGGAGAUCCUGGCGGAGGGCUCGGAGGCCGGGGACAGCGGCUCGCUCCAGUCCGACCCGGGACGCUCGGGGAAGGCCAAGCUGCGCGCCCUCAAGGAGGCCAUGUACCACAGCUCGGAGCACGGCCACGUGGACAUCACGCUGGACAUACGCAGCCUGGGUAUCCCCUGGACGCUGCACACCUGGCUGGAGUCCCUGCGCACCUGCUUCCAGCAGCACCGGCGGCCGCUGAUCCAGGGCCUGCUGAAGGAGUUCAGCUGCAUCGAGGAGGAGGAGUACACCGAGGAGCUCAUCACACACGGCCUGCCACUCAUGUUCCAGAUACUCAGAGCCAGCAAGAAUGAGGUGAUCAGUCAGCAGUUGGCGGUGAUCUUCACGCAGUGCUACGGGCCCUACCCCAUCCCCAAACUCACAGAGAUCAAGAGGAAGCAGAUCUCGCGCCUAGAUCCCCACUUCCUGAACAACAAGGAGAUGUCUGAUGUGACCUUCCUGGUCGAGGGGAAGCCCUUCUACGCACACAAAGUUCUGCUCUUCACUGCCUCUGCUAGGUUCAAGUCUCUCCUGGUGAACAGACCAGCUGGCGAGAACACUUGCAUCGAGAUCAGCCACGUCAAAUACAACAUAUUCCAGCUGGUGAUGCAGUAUCUGUACUGUGGAGGAACCGAUGCUCUUCACAUCAGGAACACUGAGAUCAUGGAGCUCCUGUCUGCUGCCAAGUUCUUCCAGUUAGAGGCUCUCCAGAGGCACUGUGAGAUCAUCUGCUCCAAAAACAUCAACACAGACACAUGUGUGGAGAUCUACAACCAUGCCAAGUUUCUGGAGGCCCAGGAGUUGGCGGCGUACAUCGAGGGCUACUUCCUGAAGAACAUGGUGGUGCUGAUCGAGCUGGAGUCCUUCAAGCAGAUCCUCUACGACCCGCCGCCCGAGAACGCCACCUCCGACAUCCUCCAGGACCUGGAGCGCACCCUGGGCAUACGCAUCCAGUCCAUACACCUCUCCUCCUCCAAGGGCUCCGUCGUCUGAAUGACCACAGCCCACGCAUCCAGUCCAUACACACCUC
This is a messenger RNA of Engraulis encrasicolus (European anchovy), 3322 nucleotides long. RefSeq names its product BTB (POZ) domain containing 11b (gene abtb3b). NCBI's taxonomy places the organism in Eukaryota, Metazoa, Chordata, Actinopteri, Clupeiformes, Engraulidae. Bases 214 to 3285 code for a protein of 1023 amino acids. The transcript is spliced from 17 exons. Gene Ontology annotation, molecular function: protein heterodimerization activity. The record is from RefSeq and is a predicted model, not a curated record. Gene Ontology annotation, biological process: SMAD protein signal transduction.